AUGCCAAAGGAUCCAUUUAAUUAUGACGAUCCGCCUCCGGCUAAAAGUUUUCACUAUCUAUCGUCAAAUGGCCACGAAAGCUCUUCACUCUCCUCCCCCUCAGACGGCAGCCCAACGAAGACGAUACCUGCCCAAGCUGUCGUAACUAAAGCAGACGCUGUAAAACAGCGGAAGCGCCAUCGAAUAAUCGGCGCCAUCGCUAUCUCUCUCUUGCUUCUUAUCGCCGUAGCUGUCACCAUUGGAGUUGUUCUCGGGACACGCACUAGUUCUUCGAACAAUGAAGCGUCUACAACAGGUAUAGGAAGUAGUCGAGCUACCGCCAGUGGCGGCGCAACUACUGGCGGUAAACUCUGGGGUGUGGGCGGCGACACUAUCACGACCGAGGACGGUACCAAGUUCCUUUACAAUAACACGCUUGGCGGCACUUGGGUAGCCAUACCUUUCAACGACACAGCUAGGCCGCAAUCUGACCAACCAGCACUCUCGGAGCGUUGGGACUACGCUGCAAACCGAAUUUUGGGUGUCAACCUCGGUGGUUGGCUCGUCCUCGAACCUUUCAUCACACCCGCCCUCUUCGAACCAUAUGCUAAUCUUCCUACCCCAAUAGUUGAUGAGUGGGGAUUAAGCGUUCAGCUCGGGAAGUCUCUGGCCUCGACCCUUGAAGAUCAUUAUUCUACAUUUAUUACUGAGCAAGACUUCGCCCAGAUCGCUGCUGCCGGUCUGAAUUGGGUCCGGCUUCCUGUUGGAUGGUGGAUGAUGGAGACCUGGUCCGGAGAGCCCCUGUUAGAAGGUGUAUGCUUCAAAUACUUCCUCAAGGCAAUUACAUGGGCUCGUAAGUACGGACUGAGGAUCAAUCUCGACUUUCAUGCCGUACCAGGAUCCCAAAAUGGAUGGAAUCACAGUGGGAAGUUUGGGACUAUUGGUUUCUUGCACGGGGCGAUGGGUAUCGCCAAUGCUCAGAGGUCAUUGAACUAUAUCAGGACGCUUGCUGAGUUUAUCAGUCAACCACAAUACAAGAAUGUAGUUCCCAUGUUUUCUGUGUUGAAUGAGGCUCAGCUUUCGAUUAUUGGCUCGGCCCCGCUUCGAUCAUGGUAUUACCAAGUCUACCAACUUCUUCGAAUGAUCGGAGGUGUGGGCGAGGGUAAUGGACCUUUCAUGGUUAUUCACGAUGGGUUUGGUGGCUCUGGCGGUGGCCAGAGAGGAUGGGAUACAUACCUUCCUGGAGCUGACCGGCUCGGAUUGGACACUCACUCCUACCUAUGUUUCGGUCCCCAAAACACGGAUAGUAUGGGAUACAACUCCAUGAAGCCUUGUCUACAAUGGGCUCCACUUUUCAAUGAGACGCUGUCAGGUUUUGGCCUCAACGUGGGAGGAGAGUUUUCAUUGGCUGUGAAUGAUUGCGGCUUAUUUGUCAAUAAUGUUGGCUUUGGAACUCGAUACGAAGGAACAUAUCCUACACCAGCAACAGCCGACGGGCAAUUUAAAAAAAUGGGUACUUGCGAGUCAUGGCUAGAUCAUCGUCAGUGGUCUGCAGCUACUAAGGAGGCGUUCGCGGAUCUAGCACAGACUACGCAAGACUCAAUGCGUAAUUCGUUCUUCUGGACAUGGAAGAUCGGCAAGUCUCUUAAUCAGGAUAACCCUCCCAACCCGAUGUGGAAUUAUCUGAAUGGACUUCAAAACGGUUAUAUCAGGCCAGACGCACGGGCAAGUAACGGCAGAUGUGUUGACGUAGUGACUGCUCAGGGUGGUACUUCCGUAGUUUCUCCCUGGUCAGGGAAGCUGGCUACAUGGCAAACAGGGGGUGCUGGUGCUGGAGUAAUCGAUGCUACGGUUUCAAGUGCCUAUGCUGCCUUCCCACCGGCCCAGAUUUUAGGCGCACCGAACGGUGGUUCAUAUCAAACCGCUUCGCUACCGAAGUACGUGCAAACUGGCGCGCUGAUAACCCUGAAGCCUCUUCCGAUUGCAGGCGUGAGCAGUUCAGCUUUGGGUACCGGCUGGACCCAACCUAAUGACACUGCCAAGGCGUUUGUACCUCAACCGGGUUGUAAUUACCCAGAUCCAUGGGGUGGCGUAGGGAUUGCGCCUCCAACCCCGGUCUGCGGGAACUAA
Molecule: messenger RNA, 2109 nt
Organism: Melampsora larici-populina 98AG31
Lineage: Eukaryota; Fungi; Basidiomycota; Pucciniomycetes; Pucciniales; Melampsoraceae
Product: family 5 glycoside hydrolase
Exons: 8
Coding region: 1-2109 (702 amino acids)
Biological process (GO): glucan catabolic process
Cellular component (GO): extracellular region; cell surface
Molecular function (GO): beta-glucosidase activity
Source: RefSeq, a predicted model, not a curated record